AUGGCCUCUGCUACUUCCACUCAUGCAAACGCUGAUGUUGAGACGGAUAUUGUCACCUUGACAAGAUUCAUCCUUCAAUCUCAAGCUGCCGCUGCAAACGCUAGUGGUGAUUUCACAUUAUUAUUGAACUCGCUUCAGUUUGCAUUCAAAUUUAUUGCUCACAAUAUCCGUCGUGCAACUUUAGUUAACCUCAUUGGUCUGUCGGGUACUGCUAAUUCUACUGGUGAUGAUCAGAAAAAACUUGAUGUCAUUGGUGAUGAUAUUUUUAUCAAUGCCAUGAAGGCCUCAGGAAAAGUUAAGGUACUUGUGUCGGAAGAACAGGAUGAUUUAAUUGUAUUUAAUGGUGGUGGUAGAUAUGCGGUUGUAUGCGACCCUAUUGAUGGGUCAUCUAACCUGGAUGCUGGAGUCUCUGUGGGUACGAUUUUUGGAGUUUACCGCUUGUUAGAUGAUUCAACUGGUUCCAUUCGGGAUGUUUUAAGACCUGGAAAGGAGUUGGUUGCUGCUGGUUAUACCAUGUAUGGUGCUUCAGCCAAUCUUGUCCUUACCACGGGUAACGGUGUGAAUGGGUUCACAUUGGAUGACUCGCUGGGUGAAUUUAUAUUGACCCAUCCUAACCUGAAACUUCCUCAGUUCAGAGGUAUCUAUUCCGUUAAUGAAGGUAACACAAUGUACUGGUCAGAUGCUGCUAAGGCCUAUUUUGAUUCAGUUAAGAAUCCCAAAGAUGGCUCCAAGCCGUAUUCUGCUAGAUAUAUCGGUUCCAUGGUUGCUGAUGUUCAUCGUACCAUUCUUUAUGGUGGCAUUUUUGCUUAUCCUGCAGACAAGAAAUCUAAAAAGGGCAAGCUUCGUCUUCUUUACGAGGGCUUCCCAAUGGCUCUUAUUAUUGAGCAAGCUGGCGGUGUAGCUAUUAAUGAUAGCGGUGAUCGUAUUCUUGAUCUUGUUCCUCAACAAAUUCACGAGCGUAGUGGUAUAUGGCUUGGCUCCGAAGGUGAAGUUCUUAAAGCCAAAUCAUUCCUGGUUCCUGAAAAAUAG
Molecule: messenger RNA, 1029 nt
Organism: Sugiyamaella lignohabitans
Lineage: Eukaryota; Fungi; Ascomycota; Dipodascomycetes; Dipodascales; Trichomonascaceae
Gene: FBP1
Product: fructose 1,6-bisphosphate 1-phosphatase
Exons: 1
Coding region: 1-1029 (342 amino acids)
Biological process (GO): fructose 1,6-bisphosphate metabolic process; gluconeogenesis; fructose 6-phosphate metabolic process
Cellular component (GO): cytosol; cytoplasm
Molecular function (GO): fructose 1,6-bisphosphate 1-phosphatase activity
Source: RefSeq, a predicted model, not a curated record